CCAAACAGAAAAGUCUUUCCUUUCUUUCUUUCUUUCAAGUUCCAUCUACCCCCCCUCCAACGCAAUUUGUGAACCACAGCCCCCGCUCGUGCGAGCCGUGGCUCCAGUCCCUCCCAAAAAGCUCGACCCUCCCGUGCCAAAAUAUGCCAUCGAAUCUUCCUUUCCCUCGCGUUAUUCCUUCUGCUGCUCUACAUAUUCCCCCAACCUCCGAUCAGCAAGUUUAGUCCCACAUCGACGGAAGACAGAGACAACGAUGGAAACAUUAAGCUUCGCCUCUUUCUGCUGCCUCAACAGCCUGAACCGCACCCCUUCGACUCUCCUCGUCUCCUCCUCCUCCUCAUUCCCCAGAUCCCGCAAACCAAAUUCCUCGAUCCCAACCCCCCCAUCUCCGCAGCCGAUUCGCCGGCCACACGUAGAUCGAUGGAGCAUCCCGGGGCCCACGUCAGCACCGGCGGUGUCGUACGUCCCAGGCCGGGGGCAGAGGAGCAAUGUCGGCGGCCGAGGCCUUGAUGAGCUGGAGCUGUUUCUCGAAUUGGUCCCUUUGAGAAUGAGGAGGGAAUUGGCUCAGCAUGAAGAGGUUAGGAGUUUGAUUGAAGUUGUUAUGGAUUUGGGGAGAAAACCCAUCGCUCGAUUCCCCUCUGGCGACUGGAUAAUCUCGCAGAAGCUCGUCGAUUUACUGGACUUGGAGCAUGCAGUGUCAAAGGUUGGUGAGUUUUCGGAUGACAACAGGUCUGGGAUCAAUCAUUCCCUGCACAGGAUCAGUGCUAUUAGGAACAGGAAGAUGCACAUCAUCGGGCUCACUUGUCGAGUUGGGCGAGCGAUCUCGGGGAGUGCGGAGAUGAUUCGUGAUUUGGUCGAGGGCGGAGGUUCUAUCUUGGUUAUUGGGCCUCCGGGUGUUGGCAAGACUACAUUGAUAAGAGAAAUAGCAAGAAUGCUUGCAGAUGAACACUUGAAACGUGUUGUCAUAGUAGACACUUCUAAUGAGAUUGGGGGUGAUGGUGAUGUACCUCACUCUGGCAUCGGACGUGCAAGGAGAAUGCAAGUCCCCAAUGUUGACUUGCAGCACAAUGUUAUGAUUGAAGCGGUUGAAAAUCAUAUGCCAGAAGUCAUUAUAAUUGAUGAAAUUGGGACAGAACUUGAAGCUAUGGCAGCAAGUACUAUAGCCCAGAGAGGAGUACAGCUAGUUGGAACCGCACAUGGAGUGACAAUUGAGAGUAUAAUUAAAAACCCAUGCUUGCAGUCUCUUGUUGGUGGGGUAGAGAGUGUUACACUUGGGGAUGAUGAGGCAAGAAAAAGGAAAGUUCAAAAGACAAUACUUGAGAGGAAAGGACCUCCCACAUUUACCUGUGCAGUGGAAAUAGUGUCCAAGACUCAAUGCAGAGUUCAUCACAAACUAGAAGCAACUGUAGACGCUAUUCUUGCAGGAAAGUCUCCUUUGGUUGAAGUGCGUAAUUCGUCUUCCAAAGAUAUUGAUUCUAGUUCUCUACCUGAGAAAUAUAAGAAAGAAGAACUAUCCAUCAUUGCCGAAAAGGAGAAUAAUACUGAGAUACACACUUCUGAAGAUGAAAGUGACUAUAUUGUAGGAAAUACCAAGAAAGGUAGUAGAAAAGCAACUGUUGCAAGGAGUUCACCUGUGCGUGUAUACACUUACAAGAUCUUGGAAGUUGAUCUACUUCAGGUAGCACAAGUGAUGGGACUUGAGACUGAUAUAGAUGUAAUCGAUGACAUUGCAUUGGCUGAUGCAAUUCUUGCAUCAAGUUCUGAAAUGAAACUAAAUCCCUGGAUUCGUGGUGUUGCAAAAUAUUACAAACUGCCAGUAUUUGUUAUCAAGGAAAAUACCAUGGCACAGAUGGUAAAAGCAGUCAGAAUGAUUCUCAAAAUGCAUUCUUCUGGAUAUGUAAAGAAUGAAUCUCUUAAUUCUGUGGAAAGAGAUAUUGAGAUUGAAGAUGAUGCCCCCAAGAGAAAACCCUCUUUGGAGGAGAUGGAUGCCUUGGAGGAGGUUCGACUAGCCAUUGAAUAUAUUGUUAUUCCCGGAGGAGAACCGGUAGAACUCCUGCCUAGAUGCUCAGAGAUAAUUGCUCGUCAAUUGGAGCUUGUCGAAAGUUAUCAGCUAGCAGCAGAGAAAUCAGGCACAGAAUUAAACUCAAGGUUGCAGAUUCUUCCUCAGAAGUUAAACAAGAGAACUGUUAAAUGCACUGCAUCAAGGCGCAGUAAACAACAGGGUAUCAAUUUGCCAACCAGUGGGAAUGCUGGUGUUAGUGUUUCUAGGCUCCCACUUUUGCCUGAGUAGAUAAACACACAACAGAGUUUUGGAGUCCACUGAGAACUUUCCGAAACGGACGAAGUACAUGCCUAACCUGGUUGGGUAUAAUUUUGAGAUGUCAUGUUAGAAGCAUAUGCAGGAGCGAGAAAGGCUGCAUUUAGGCAGUACACCAACGGUCAGCUUUACAGAAGUGAGUACGGGCCUGUUUGGUUGCUUUCCAUACUUUCUAAGAACAUGUUUCCUAUAUUUUUUUUCGUGUUUUCUUUACUUUCAUCGAAAAGUAUUUCUUGUUUUUGUUUGGCCAAAAAAUGUGGGGUAUAAGUAAUGUCCACAAC
Molecule: messenger RNA, 2598 nt
Organism: Asparagus officinalis (garden asparagus)
Lineage: Eukaryota; Viridiplantae; Streptophyta; Magnoliopsida; Asparagales; Asparagaceae
Exons: 10
Coding region: 254-2290 (678 amino acids)
Molecular function (GO): ATP hydrolysis activity
Source: RefSeq, a predicted model, not a curated record